Messenger RNA from Jaculus jaculus (lesser Egyptian jerboa), 2545 nucleotides. RefSeq names its product KRI1 homolog (gene Kri1). NCBI's taxonomy places the organism in Eukaryota, Metazoa, Chordata, Mammalia, Rodentia, Dipodidae. The transcript has 19 exons. Gene Ontology annotation, biological process: endonucleolytic cleavage in ITS1 to separate SSU-rRNA from 5.8S rRNA and LSU-rRNA from tricistronic rRNA transcript (SSU-rRNA, 5.8S rRNA, LSU-rRNA). The record is from RefSeq and is a predicted model, not a curated record. The coding region runs from base 7 to 2094 and encodes 695 amino acids. Gene Ontology annotation, cellular component: 90S preribosome; nucleolus.
GCAGCCAUGCCGGAGCCGCGCGCGUCGUCGCCGUUGCGGGUGAACGCGGCCUUCGCGGCUCGCUACAAUCGCUACCGGGAGCGCGAAGAGCUGCAGCGGCUGAAGGACCGCUACGGGGACCGCGACGGCGACGACGACGGCGACUCCAGCUCCGAGAGUGGCUCCAGCGACGAGCGCGUGGAAUUUGACCCUCAGCAAGAGCGAGACUUUUAUAGGACACUGUCCUUGUUGAAGAAGAAGGACCCUCGCAUUUACCAGAAAGAUGCCACCUUCUACCACAGAAAAGAGUCAUCCUCAGAGAAUGAGGAGCCAUCAGCCUUUGAGAAGCCCAAGAAAGUGCGGCCCAUGUACUUGAAAGACUAUGAGAGGAAGGUCAUCUUGGAGAAAGAAGGCAAAUACAUUGAUGAGGAGAACUCAGAUGGGGAGACCUUUGAUCAGAGACUCAAGCAUACCUCGUCGCAAAGUUAUGUUGAAGAACAGAAACAACUGAAGGAAAGCUUCCGAGCAUUUGUGGAAGAUAGCAGUGGUGAGGACAGCGCUGAGGAAGGAGGCUCAGGGUUGCUGCAGAAACAUGUGAAAACCAGAGAGGAGAAGGUCCAGGAGGAGGCUGACUAUGUUGAGUGGCUGAAGGGACAGAAGGAUAUUCAGAACCCUGAGUCACUGAGGGAACUGGUGCACCUAAAGGAAUACUGGAGCAACCCAGAGCUGGAUGAGGGGGAGCAAUUCCUGCGGGACUACAUCCUCAACAAACGCUAUGAGGAGGAAUCCGAGGAGGAGGAAGGGGUACCCUGCCCUCCAGUCCAGCUAGCUGUGGAUGACUCCUCAGAUGAAGGGGAGCUAUUCUUGAAGAAACAGGAAGACUUUGAACACAAGUACAACUUCCGCUUCGAGGAACCAGACUCAGCCUUGGUCAAGACGUUUCCACGGAGCAUUGCCUCCUCCGUGCGUCGAAAGGAUGAGCGCAGGAAGGAGAAGCGGGAAGAGACUAGGGAGCGAAAGAAGAAGGAGAAGGCCAAGAAACAAGAGGAGCUUAAACAGCUGAAGAAUCUGAAGAGGAAGGAGAUUCUGGCCAAGCUGGAGAAGCUGCGGCAGGUCACCGGCAACGAGACGCUGGGUCUUGCAGAGCAGGACCUUGAGGGCGACUUUGACCCUGCCCAGCAUGACCAGCUCAUGCAGAAGUGCUUCGGAGAUGCGUUCUACGGUACUGCAGAGGAAGAGAAGCCCCAGUUUGAGGAAGAGGAAGGGCUUGAAGAUGAUUGGAACUGGGAUACAUGGGGCGGUCCAGAGCAGAAUGGAGCCUGGAGCCAGCAGGAGCCCCAUUGUGAGGACCCUGACUUUAAUAUGGACGCAGACUAUGAUCCCAGCCAGCGACAAAAGAAGAAGCGGGAAGCCCCCUCUUCAGGCAAGAAGAAGCGCAAGUCACCCUUUGCAGCUGCGGUGGGACAAGAGAAGCCUGUGUUUGACCCUGGGGACAAGACCUUUGAGGAAUACCUGGAUGAGUAUUACAGGCUGGACUAUGAGGAUAUCAUAGAUGACCUGCCCUGUCGCUUUAAGUACCGCACUGUGGUGCCCUGUGACUUUGGGCUCAGCACAGAGGAGAUCCUUGCUGCAGAUGAUAAGGAGUUGAACCGGUGGUGCUCCCUGAAGAAGACCUGCAUGUACAGGUCAGAGCAGGAAGAGCUGCAGGAGAAGCGGGCGUACACCCAGAAGGCCCAGAAUGCGUGGAAAAAAAGGCAGAUCUUCAAGUCACUUUGCCAGGAGGAGAUGGAGACACCCAAAGAAGCCACAGGAAAUCCACAAGAGGGUAAUGCCAGCCCCCAGGCACAGCUGCCAGGGCCUGAUGAAGCCCGUGGGAAGCAGCCCCGCCCUGAGAGUCCCCCUGCACAGGAAGAGGAGGCACCUACAGAGAAGCCAGCACCUCAGAGGCGGAAGAGGGGCAAGAAGGCAAGACUGCUGGGUCCCACAGUGACACUUGGUGGCCAUGAGUUCAGCCGACAAAGAUUACAGGCCUUUGGCCUCAAUCCCAAACGUCUGCACUUUCGCCAGCUGAGAUGGAGACAGAGAAAACAGCAGGGACGUAAGAGCUGUCCCUGAGGAACACAGCCAGUCAGGACCUACAGUGAAGCUGGUAGGACUGUCCUGCCAGUCUGUAUCAUCUGCCCACAGGCCUCUAUCAGAUGUAGAAACUGAAGCCACCCCUGAAAUGCUCAGCACACCCCAACCAUGUUCUUGUCCCAGCAUCUUUAUUAGCCCCAGCAGCCAGUUUUUCCAGGACAGGGUCUUUGGGAGCAGUGAGGAGCACAGCCAGUCCAGUGCAAGCUACAGUACUUCAAUCAGGCCCUGAGUGGAUGCCCGGGAAUCUGCCUGCCCACCCUGAGGAGGAUCACAGUGAUGCUGGCAGCCUGUGGGCUGGCCCCAGAUUGAGGCCUUAGACUGGUCUCUGCUCUGUGGGGUGUGAGGUCAGGAAAUCUACCUACAGAGUCCUACAUCCCAUAUCUAAGAUGACAUAAAUAAAAAAAUAAAUAGUUUCACAUCUUUUCCCCCA